Penicillium odoratum is the source of this 795-nucleotide messenger RNA. RefSeq names its product WW domain-containing protein. The transcript has a single exon. Gene Ontology annotation, molecular function: protein binding. The coding region runs from base 1 to 795 and encodes 264 amino acids. The record is from RefSeq and is a predicted model, not a curated record. Lineage: Eukaryota; Fungi; Ascomycota; Eurotiomycetes; Eurotiales; Aspergillaceae.
AUGUCUGACCAGUCGCGUGUUUCUGCGAAUCCCCAAGAGGAACGCGCGGGCAGUCCGACCGGCUCGCAAGAGAAAGUCGACACCGCGACAGAAAAGGAACAACACGAGCCAGAGGACACGGCAGAUCAGAAAAAGGAGGAAGAAUCACAACAUCAAACCGAGCCCGAAGACACAGCUGCUGCCCCCCCAUUACCCGAUGAGAUCCCGCCGCCACUCCCCUCCGAAGCACCACCUGGCCAGCCCAGUGACGACGGAUGGGAGCCCGUAUGGGAUGCGACCUCCCAAGCAUACUAUUUCUACAACCGAAUCACAGGCCUCUCACAAUGGGAGAACCCUCGCGUACCCGACCAACCACCAGCUCCUGGCACAGAACCCAGCGCAAAGACAGAAGAACCGAGACCAAAAUCGCCCGUGCUAGGUGGUUAUAACCCCGCUAUCCACGGAGAUUAUGACCCGACAGCCUCAUAUGCGCAGCAUUAUGAAAAAAAAAUACAAGAGCCGGAAGUAGCGGUUGUCGAUCAGGCUGCGGCUUAUGCUGCUGCUGGAGCCUUCAAUCGGUUUACAGGUCGAUGGCAGGCAUCAUCUAUCAACCCGGAGAAUCACAAUGAUGAGAACAAGUCUCAUCGUCAGAUGAAUGCGUACUUUGAUGUUGAUGCUGCGGCUAAUUCUCACGAUGGUCGGAGUCUGCGUGCUGAGCGGAGCGCUAAGAAGCUGAGCAAGAAGGAGCUGAAGGAGUUCAAGGAAAAGCGAAGGGAGAAGAAAGAAGAGAAGCGGAGGGCAUGGUUACGGGACUAA